AUGGCUGUCAAAGGAUUAGGAGAAUUAGACCAACAAUACGAUGGUUCCAACUUAAGAAUCGGUAUUAUUCAUGCCAGAUGGAAUUCAAAGAUCAUUGAUGCAUUAGUCAAAGGUGCCGUCAAAAGAUUGACCGAAUUAAACGUCAAACCAGAAAACAUCAUCAUAGAAACCGUCCCCGGAUCUUUUGAAUUACCUUAUGGAUCUAAAUUAUUUGCUGAAAAACAAAAAAGAGCUGGGAAACCAUUAGAUGCAGUCAUUCCAAUUGGAGUCUUGAUCAAAGGAUCAACCAUGCAUUUCGAAUAUAUUUGUGAUUCAACUACUCAUCAAUUAAUGAAGUUGAAUUUUGAAUUGGGUAUACCUGUAAUCUUUGGGGUUUUGACUUGUCUUACUGAAGAACAAGCUGAAGCUAGAGCUGGUUUGAUUCCUGGAAAGAUGCAUAAUCAUGGUGAAGAUUGGGGUGCGGCUGCUGUGGAAAUGGCAACAAAGUUUAAUUAA
Hemisphaericaspora subhashii is the source of this 495-nucleotide messenger RNA. RefSeq names its product lumazine synthase (gene RIB4). Bases 1 to 495 code for a protein of 164 amino acids. The transcript is spliced from 2 exons. The record is from RefSeq and is a predicted model, not a curated record. Gene Ontology annotation, cellular component: riboflavin synthase complex; mitochondrial intermembrane space; intracellular anatomical structure. Gene Ontology annotation, molecular function: 6,7-dimethyl-8-ribityllumazine synthase activity. Lineage: Eukaryota; Fungi; Ascomycota; Pichiomycetes; Serinales; Debaryomycetaceae. Gene Ontology annotation, biological process: riboflavin biosynthetic process.